AUGACAGCAGCGCCCGCCGCCAGCAACAGCGACACAACGCACCGCAGCUCGAUAGACCCCGCAGACGCUGCCCCGCGAUCAACGCUGGACAAGGACGAGCGACGACAGCCUCUGCCCGCGACCACCCCCACACGCCGACCUGAGGUCGAGGAGCUGUCCCCAGUAACUCGCCCAGCUCCCCCGCCCGCGCCGUCGACGAUCGUCUCAGCCAUCCCAGCACCGGCCAUGAUCACGGCCGAUCCAAUCGCCGCGGCCGACGUCAUGGGAGCCUUGGACGACCACGCCAACGACCACGCCAACGACCACGCCAACGACCACGCCAACGACCACGCCAACGACCACGCCAACGACCACGCCAACGACCACGCCAACGACCACCCCGACCACCACCCCGACGACUACCCCGACGACCGCUCGAGCAGCCUCAGCGAGCUCGGCGACGCGUCCGACGUCGAGUCCGAGCAGCUCACGCCGCGGCCUGCUGCAACGGCCGACCUCGAUGAGAACGACUCCGAGGCCGAGACAGAGCGGCUGGAAGAGACACCGCGACGCGCCACGCGCACUGUGCUGCACACGUCAUUGGCUUCUGAAGCCCUGUACGCGCGAACACCGAGCAAGCUGAUGCACUCCAAGACGAUGGAGCACGAAGACGACGACGACUCCGUCCCACCCACGCCCUCCGACAUGGCCGAAGACGACGACGAAGUCAUGGAAGACGCAGACGAAAACCAGGACCCGUUGCAUGCCCUGUCCCUAGCGGCUGCUUCAGAGGCCGCGAGCCUGGAGCUGGCAGGCAAGAAGCGAAAGCGCAUGAGCGCUCGAGGCACACCCAUCGAUGGCGCCGACGGCGAACCCGCACGGAAGCGCAGUGCCUCUGCAAAGGCCACGGCAUACAACGGCACAGCACAAGACAUCGUGGAGAGCUCCGAGCGAGUCGACGCUGACGAGGAGCUCGAUCACGCCGAGGAACGCUUGGAGGAACUUGCGAGGCAAGAGAUGGAUCUCGAGGAAAGGCAGGCUACGCUUGCAGCGGAGACGGUCAGCGAGCUGGCUACGGUCGCGAAGCACGCAAAACCUCGCAAGGGUGGCAGAAGAGGGAAGCGAAAAGCAGAGGACUCGACGUACGCCUAUACAGAAGCACUCGUGACUACCGAGACUGUCGACGGCGAUGCCGAGGCUGACGACAACGAAGAAGACAUCACCAAGAAGAAGAACGCCAUUGAUGAGCUUGCAAAGAUUGAGAAAAAGUUCAAGCUCUUUCGCGAGAAGCUUUGCGACGAGCAGAUUGUACAAAACGAACGGGAGCUCGAAAUGCUCAAGCAGCCCGACUGUACCCAUCCCGAGUAUGUUGCGAUGAUCAAGUGCAUUGACGACCGGAGGGCCGAAAAGAUCGAUUACGAGAGAACCCUCCUAGAGUUGAAGCAUCAGAACCUGGAAAUCAUAACAGCAGCGCAGAGGCAUCAGAUGCACAGCCAGUACUUCCAAGAGGUCAGGCAUCUGCGAGAGGAGAUCCUGGAAGAGUGUAAUCGGCGCGUCUUUGAGCUACAGCGUGGUAGGCGAUCGCUGGGCUGCGACGAGACCGAAUACAUGAUCAAGCUUCCAGAGAAGCGAUCGGAUCAGAUCAGACACCAGACGGCAUACAACCUGGAGGUCUCGGUCUUGUCCGGUGUGGCCAAAUACGUUGGCUUCCCAGCCGCGCCAGACAUCAGCGCUGCACGACCUACCGAGAUCGACGAGGAUCUUCGAGCAAUGAAGAUCGCAACCCGCCCCACGCUACCAGCGCCGCCUCCAUCAUUCCGCACAUACAAUCAGAGGACCACAGCAGACGAGGUAGCUGCAGAAAGCGAGUUCCUCGAGAGCACACCAUGGGCGAAUCCAAGACAUCCCUCGCACCAGGAGACCCGCUCACAGCAAGAGUCUCGUUUUGCACCAGGACCAUCACGCGUACCAAGCUAUCAAACACCGGCAGGGCAGCGCCGUGUUGUCGAUCUCAACGCCCCCAACGGCUCUGCAUCUACGAUUGAAGCCAACUCAAACCCUCCCUCAUCCAAUGCGCACAACACGAAUGGCCGGAUAGGCGAGUCAGAGUCACCGGUCAUGCAGAUGAAGCGACCACCCACAGAAUACGCAGCGUACGUUGAUACACCAGGCCCACAUGCACGCAACAUGGGCGUGUUAGGUAGAGACACGUAUGGAAUCAUGUCGAGCCCGGCCGCCCACCACGCUGAACCUCAGCUGCAUGAGCCCUCAACACAACGCUGGGGUGUCACUUCGGGUUCACCAGCCAUGCCUCCGGGUCCACCCGGCCCAAGAGCACCCUUGACGCAGCGCAGCAGCCUAGGCAUGAGUGUAGGCGGCGGCAUAUUUGGACGGUGA
Messenger RNA from Ascochyta rabiei, 2376 nucleotides. RefSeq lists its product as uncharacterized. The record is from RefSeq and is a predicted model, not a curated record. The transcript has 4 exons. Gene Ontology annotation, biological process: negative regulation of transcription by RNA polymerase II. Gene Ontology annotation, cellular component: Sin3-type complex. Bases 1 to 2376 code for a protein of 791 amino acids. Gene Ontology annotation, molecular function: histone deacetylase binding. NCBI's taxonomy places the organism in Eukaryota, Fungi, Ascomycota, Dothideomycetes, Pleosporales, Didymellaceae.